Messenger RNA from Chrysemys picta bellii (western painted turtle), 9600 nucleotides. The record is from RefSeq and is a predicted model, not a curated record. NCBI's taxonomy places the organism in Eukaryota, Metazoa, Chordata, Testudines, Emydidae.
AUGGGGUUGGCAGUGACCGUGGCACCCAGCGGGAGUGGGCUGCGGGCACGGGAGGGCGCAGAGCUGGGAGCGGUGGCGCUGCAGAGGAUGGGAACAGUCCAGGAAGCCCGAGGGCCGGCGCCCGGCUGCCAGCUGAGCCCCUGGUCGGCGUGGAGCCCCUGCAGCGCCAGCUGUGGGGGGGGCGUGUCGGAGCGGAGCCGGAGCCUGCUGUCCCCAGGGGAGGGCCGGGGGGAGCACUGCCCUGCCCCCCUGCUGCUGCACCGCGCCUGCCACACCCACAACUGCACGCCAGAGUGCCCGGGCCCCCAGGUGUACAGCGAUUGCGCCAACGCCUGUCCCCGCACCUGCUCCGACCUGCGCCCCGGGACCGAGUGCCUGCGGGAGGAGUGCCAGCCUGGCUGCGCCUGCCCUCCCGGCCAGGUGCUGCAGGACGGGGCGUGUGCGCCCCCGGAGGAAUGCCGCUGUUCGCUGGUCCCUGCACCUGCCGUGCCAUGGGCCUCCAACCUGUCGCAGGAGGAGCGGGCGAGAGAGUACCCAGCCGGCAGCACCAUCCACCACCAGUGCAACAGCUGUGUCUGUCGCAGAGGCACCUUCAGCUGCUCCCAGCAGGACUGCAACGUGGACUGCCUCUGGUCCGCGUGGUCAGCCUGGUCCGCGUGCUCAGUGACGUGUGGGUCGGGCGUGCGGAUCUCCCAGCGGCACCAGCUGCAGCAGCGCCUGUACGCCGGGGCCGAGUGCCUGGGCCCCCCGACGCGCCGGACGCCCUGCUCCCUGCCCGACUGCGCCUGCCCCACAGGGGAGCAUUGGCGCGGCCCCGGCCCCACGGCGCCCUGCGAGCGAACCUGCCGGCAGAUCUACGAGGAGUCCCGGCCCGACUGCAGCGUGGGGGCCGCGCCAGGCUGCGUGUGCGAGGCCGGGCGGUACCGGAACAGCAGUGGGCACUGUGUCACCGCCGCCCACUGCGAGUGUGAGCACGGGGGCCAGCUGCGCCCGCCUGGAGCUGAGUGGCAGGAGGCCUGUGAGAGCUGCCGCUGCCUGAACGGGAGGGCUGUGUGCACGGCUGGCUGCCCCCCUCUCUUCUGCCUCGAGCCCGGGGCCGGCUACGCCCGCUGCUCAGAGCCGCGCUCGGAGACGGUGGCGCUCUGCGGGGCAGACAAGGCCGCCUGGGAGCACCACGUCCCGCCGGGAGAGAGGAACCAGACGGUGGGGCCCUGCACCGAGUACUCGUGUGCUGAGGGCAAAUGCAUCCCCUUUAAGCAGGUGUGUAACGGGCUGGCGGAUUGCGCAGAUGGCAGCGAGGCCUCGGGCUGGCUGCCCUCGGACGAGCGGGACUGCGGGCUCUGGAGCCCCUGGGCCCCCUGGAGCACCUGCAGCCGGUCUUGUGGGACAGGCCUGCAGAUCCGCAGGCGGGUCUGCACCAGACGGGCCAAUGACGUCCUGCGCCACUGCCACGGCGAGGAGACGCAGGCCCAGCAGUGCUUCGCCCUGGCCUGCCCAGUGGACGGCGCCUGGAGCGAGUGGGCGACGUGGGCGAACUGCACCCAGGACUGCCGCGGGGUGGUGGUGCGGCGCCGGGAGUGCAUCGCGCCCCGGAAUGGGGGCAGGCACUGCUCCGAGCUGCCCGGAGCCUCGCCUAGCACGCUGGAGAUCAAGCCCUGCCAGCUGGAAGGCUGCCUCAACGCCACCGCCUGCCCCGCAGGCCUGGUGCGCAGGCUGUGUGCCCCGUGCCCCAUGUCCUGUGCCGAUCUGGCCAGCAAGGGCAAGUGCAAGAGGGACAGGCCCUGCAGCCCAGGCUGCUGGUGCCCGGAGGGGCUGGUGCUGGACAGCGAGCAGCGGUGCGUGCGCCCCCGGGAGUGCCCGUGCCUGGUGGAGGGCGUGCGCCACUGGCCCGGCCAGCUGGUGAAGGUGAACUGCCGCAUCUGCGCCUGCCAGGACGGGCAGAUGAAGCGGUGCCGGCAGAACCCCGAGUGCACUGUUAACUGCGGCUGGUCGGCCUGGUCUCCCUGGGGCGAGUGCCUGGGCCCGUGCGGUGUGCAGAGCAUCCAGUGGUCCUUCCGCAGCCCCAACAACCCCAGCAAGCACGGCAACGGGCGUCAGUGCCGGGGCAUCUACCGCAAGGCGCGCAGGUGCCAGACAGAUCCGUGUGAGGAGUGCGAGCACCACGGCCGGUCGCACCCCAUUGGCGACCGCUGGCGAUCGGGACAGUGUCAGGUGUGCCAAUGCCUGCCCAACCUGACGGUGCAGUGCUCCCAGUACUGCCCCUACAGCACCGUGGGGUGCCCAGAGGGGCGGGAGCUGGUGGAGGGCAGGGGUGAGGCCUGCUGCUACUGCGCUGAAGCGGGUGAGAACAGGACCAGCGCGCCUGCUGUCCAGACGGCCGGGCCCCUGGGCACCACCCUGGCCAGCCCGGCUGCCUCCACCAGCCCUCCUCUCGUCACCUUCCCGCUGCCCCCUCUCGGAGACCGGUGCUACGGCCCCCUGGGCUUGGCCUCCUUACCGGCCAGCUGCUUCACAGCCUCCUCCCAGCAGCCGGAGAACCCUGCCCACGCCGGGCGCCUCAACCACGUGCUCCCGGGCUCGGACCUGCAGGGCUGGGGGCCCCAGGCAGAGGUGUACCACGAGCUGCUCUCCAAGCCGCCCUACCUGCAGGUGGAUCUGCUGGAGCCCAGGAACCUCACAGGGGUGGUGGUGCAGGGGGCAGGCUCCUCGGACGCCUACGUNACCAGCUUCUUCCUGCAGUUCAGCACGGACGGGCUGAGGUGGCACGAGUACCGGGAGCUGUUCCUGGGAAACGCCGAUGACUCCACGCCGGUGGUGAGGACUUUCCAGCGCAUGGUCCGUGCCCGGCACGUCCGCAUCCUCCCCCACGACUUCCACCACGGGAUCUUCCUGCGGGCAGAGCUGCUGGGCUGCGAGAGAGUGCCCCCUGGGGCACCGACUGCACCACCGGGCCCGAGGCCCUGCCGGACCGGGGAGUUCCAGUGCCGCAACGGACGCUGCGUCCCCGCUGGGCCCCGCGGCGCCGUGUGCAACGGACUCGACGAUUGCGGAGACUUCUCGGACGAGCUGCGCUGCGGGACAGCCCCGUCCGUGGGGCCCUCUGCCCCCUGGCGCUGCCCCCUCUCCCACUUCCACUGCGCGCUGUCUGACGGCUGCAUCGACGCCUCCCGGCGGUGUGACGGCAUCGCCGACUGUCCGGACGGCACCGACGAGGCUGGCUGCGGCGUGUUCCCUGUGGGCACAGCCAGCAGCUGGGCCCCCGGGCAGCCCUCGCCACCCACCGAGGAGGUGUCCCGGGGCACAGAGGGCUGGCUAUUCCCUGGAGACGUCCUCCCCACCCCCACAGGUCCCUGCAGCGAGCCGCUGGGCCUGGACAACGGCAGGGUCCGCUACCAGCAGCUGAGCGCCUCCUCCCACCGGGACAGCAACCCCCCCCGACGCCGGGCGCCUCAACAUGGUGCCCAACAUACUGAACAUCGAGCCGGGCUGGGCCCUCUGGAGACCGACCGCAGCCCCUACUUCCAGGUGGACUUCCUGCGGCCCACCUUCGUCAGCGCACUGGUCACGCAGGGCGGCCCGGCGGCCGGGGGCUACGUCACCAGGUACCGCCUGCAGUACAGCCACGACGGUGUGCACUACCGCAACUACACGGGGGCAGCGCCCGGCGCCGCGCCCCCCCAGCCGGCUCAGGUACUGCAGGGCAACUUCGACAGCCACACGCCGGUGCAGCGGGAGCUGCGCCCCCUGAUCCUGGCUCGCUACCUGCGGCUGCUGCCUGUGGAGUAUCACCGGAGCAUCCACCUGCGCAUGGAGGCGCUGGGCUGCCCCUGGAGUGCUGCUCCUCUGGGGACCAGCCCCACCUCCGAGCAGCCCCCGCUCCCCACGGCGACUCCGGUCCCAGGAUCCCGGAUCCCCAGCACAGUCAAUGAGAGCAGCGAGGCCAAACCCACGGGCCAGCCAGAGGGCACCACGGCAGCAGGGAAGGAGCCGGGCGCCCCGACGCUGGGGCCGACAGGGCCUGCUGGGGUCACGCACAGCCCUGGAGCAGCUGGCCCCGAGGUGCCCCACCUGAGCACAGCUCGGCCUUGGUGGGGCCCUGGGACGCCCGGCCUCGCGGAGGAAUCCAGGCGCUCCGGUGCUCCUGGCGUGGCAAGCCCAGAGCCUGGGCGCCCGGGGGAGACACCCACCUCCUGGUCCCCAGGGACUCCUGGGCUCUUCUGGGCAGGGACAACCUCUCCAGGGACCCCACGCCUGCUGGGCCCCACGCUGCCGGGCAUGGCGGCUGUGACUGUGUCAGCUGCAGGUCCUGGGCCUGGCCCCACGGGGCUGCCUGGGCUGCACACCGGCCCCUCCCAGCCCGGCAGGCCCGGGCUGGCCACCACUCUGGCUGGGCUGCCCUUCCCCCGACUCCUCUGCACCCAGGGCCAGUUUGCCUGCGAGGUGCUGGGCUGCGUGGAGGCCGCCUUCGUGUGCGACGGGCAGGAGGACUGCCUGGACGGGUCGGAUGAGUGGCACUGCGGAGGCCCCACCGCCUCGGCCGUCCCCACCGCCACGCUGGCCUCCCCGACCGGGCGGCCCAGCGCCUGCUCCGCCAAGCAGUUCUCCUGCGGCAGUGGGGAGUGCCUGGCCCCGGAGAAGCGCUGCGACCUGCACUCGGACUGCCAGGACGGCUCCGACGAGAGCAGCUGUGUGGACUGCAUCCUGUCUCCCUGGAGCGGCUGGAGCGAGUGCAGCCGGUCGUGCGGGCUGGGCGUGACCUUCCGCCGGCGGGACCUGCUCCGGAACGCCCUGCCCGGGGGCCAGUGCGAACGCAACGAAUUCGACAGCCGCUCCUGCUUCCUCCGGGCCUGCCCAGUGAACGGCGCCUGGGCCCCCUGGGGCGAGUGGUCGGACUGCGACGCCGAGUGCCGCGGCGGAGUGCGGAGCCGCACGCGGAGCUGCGCCGACCCCCCGCCCAAGAACGGGGGCCAGCCCUGCCCCGGCGACGCCGUGCAGACAGAGCCCUGCAACCUGCAGCCCUGCGGGGAUGCCCGCGACUGCGGCCCCGAGAUGGUGCACGUGCAGGCUGAGGACUGCGAGAGGGGCCUGGUGGCACCGUGCCCCCAGUCGUGCCGGGAGCUGAACGCUGAGAGGAGCUGCCAGAGCCAUUGUGUGGAGGGCUGCCGGUGCCCCCCGGGGCUCUACCUGCAGGAGGGCGGCUGCGUGAACAUCAGCCAGUGCCACUGCGACUUCAGCCAGGAGCGGCGCCUGCCCGGGGAGAUGUUCCUGCACGACAACUGCAGCCAGUGCGUGUGCCUGGACGGGGUGGUGACGUGUGACGACCUGGCCUGCCCCGUUAACUGCGGCUGGUCGGCCUGGUCCCCGUGGACACCCUGCGACCGCAGCUGCGGAGUCGGCAUGCGGGAGAGAUUCAGAUCCCCCACCAACCCGGCACCUGCCAACGGCGGAGCCCCGUGCGAGGGGGAUGCGCAGCAAGUCCGCGAGUGCCACACGGCCUGUGUCUCCGAGCCCGCCGGCCCCUGGAGCGACUGGACGCCCUGGUCCCCCUGCUCCAAGACCUGCUUCUACGACGUGGACCGUGUCGGGGUGAGGAAGCGGUUCCGUCACUGCAACGACACCGGGGAGGGCGCUGGGCGAUGCCAGGGGGCGCCCGUGGAGGAGGAGCAGUGUGACACGCCGCCCUGCCCCGUGGGAGGCGUCUGGACCCCCUGGACGGCCUGGUCCCGAUGCUCCGCUACCUGCGACUCCGGCGUCCAGACCCGCAGCCGCACCUGCUCCAACCCGGCCUACGGGGGCCCCGAGUGCACGGGGCCCCUCGUCCAGACCCGGGACUGCAACAGCCAGCCCUGCCGAGGUACUGGGGGGCUCACCCCGAGCGGCCGGGCGCGGGGCCCUGCCAAGUGGAGCUCCUGCAGCCGCAGCUGCAACGUGGGCACCCGGCGGCGCUACCGCUCUGGCUCCGACCCGCCCGCCGCUUUCGGGGGGCGCGACUGCCAGGGCCCCGGCGUGGAGGUCGAGUUCUGCAGCCUGCAGCCCUGCAGGGGCUCUGGGGCCGAAUGGGGUCCCUGGUCGGAGUGCUCCGUGCCCUGCGGGGGCGGCUACCAGAACCGCACACGGGGCAGCACCGUCCUGCACCGGAUCGAGUUCACCACCUGCAACCUCCAGCCCUGCGCCGGCGAGGUGCCCGGCGUCUGCCCGGAGGGGAAGCUGUGGCAGGAAUGUGCUGAUGCACCGGCCUCCUGUGCGGAGCUGAGCACGGAGCCCCCUGCUGACAGGCCCUGCCACGCUGGCUGUUACUGCCCCCCCGGCACCGUCCUGCUGAAUAACCGGUGCGUGGCGGAGUCGGAGUGCCCCUGUGCCGAGGGCGGAGUGCUCUACGCCCCAGGAGAUGUGGUGCCCAAGGGCUGUGAGAACUGCUCCUGUGAGGCCGGCCGGAUCUCCAACUGCUCCCGGGUGGCCUGUGGGGACGUGAGCGGCGGCUGGUCGGACUGGACACCCUGGAGUGAGUGUUCAGCCUCCUGUGGGCUGGGGCUCCAGACCCGGUACCGGUUCUGCACGGCCCCCGCUCCGUCGGGGACCGGACUGCCCUGCCUGGGGCCGGAGCGCGAGGAGCAGCCCUGCCACGUCCAGCCCUGCUCCAGGAGCGGCGGCUGGAGCGCGUGGAGCUCCUGGACCGAGUGCACCAAGAGCUGUGGCGAAGGGCUGCGGAGCCGGGCCCGAGCCUGCGACAGCCCCGCCCCGCUGGGCCACGGCGACUACUGCGAGGGGCCCCCCGCCCAGGUGGAGGCCUGCCACCCAGGGCAGUGCCCAGCUCUGGACUGCGCAGCCGUGCAGGGCUCCAUGUACAGCCGCUGCGGCCCCUCCUGCCCCCGCUCCUGCGACGACAUUUCGCACUGCCUGUGGAGCUGCGAACCCGGCUGCUACUGCACCAGCGGCAGGGUGCUGAACGCCAACGGCUCGGCCUGCGUGGAGAGGCAGGAUUGCACCUGCCUGGACCUGCUCACCCAGGAGAGGUACCUGCCGGGGGAGACCGUGGCCCACCAGGACGGCUGCAACAACUGCCCGGGCAUCGGCUGCGCUGCCCCCAGCACCAUGCCUGGCAGCGGCAGUCCUAGAGGGCGUGUGGCCCGCGCCGUGGGCUGGGCGCUGCCGGGCUGCGGUGGGGGGCAGGUGGCCUUCGCCUGUGGCAAGCCCUGCCCCCGCUCCUGCGAGGACCUGCAGGCGGACACGGCCUGCCUGGACAGCCCCCAGUGCCAGCCCUCGUGCGGCUGCCCCGCUGGCCGGCUCCUCCAGGACGGGGCGUGUGUGAGCCUGGCGCAGUGUCGCUGCAAGUACCACAAUGGCUCCCUGGAGGCCCCGGAGCAGCAGCCCCCCUCGGCCUGGGCUGGCCCCGUGCCCUGGGAGUACGCGCAGCCUGGGCAGACCGUGUACGGGCCCUGCCAGAACUGCACCUGCGAGGACGGGCACCUGCAGUGCCGCGCCGACCCUGCGUGCCGGCUGGACGGCGGCUGGGGGGCCUGGGGGCCGUGGUCGCCCUGCCCCGAGCGCUGCCAGGAGGGCCCCCAGUUCCGCUUCCGAGAGUGCGAGAACCCGGCCCCCCAACACGGGGGCAGGGGCUGCACCGGGGACAGCCAGCAGCAGCGAGCCUGCCACCAGGUGAUGCCCCAGUGCAUUGUGGGAUAUGUUUGUGGGUGCUCCCUGGCUGCGAGCUGUGCUGGCCACAUGCGCAGGCCCCCGUGGGGGCAGGAACAGGCGGGUUGCCCAGGAGGAGUUGGCUGGCGAGGCCGUCCCCGGCUGCGGGCGCACAGGGGGGCAUGUACCCGGAGCCCUGCAGCAUGGGGUCGGCUCGCUGGGGUGGCUGCGGCUGUUCUCAGGUGCCCGUCCAGCAGCACUAGUCCAUGCCAGGGCAGAGGUCCAGUCCCUGCGUUCUCCAUGCCAGAGGGGCCCCUGCCCCCCAAGCGACCACUGCGGUUUUUGCCUCCCGUGCAGGAGUGCCCCUGCCUGGUCACCGAGGAGACCCUGCAGGAGCUCCAGAACCAUUCAGCAAACGCCAGCGCCCUCCCGGCCGUCCUCACCGCCCAGGGCCGCUGGGUCUCUCUGGGCCAGGAGGUGCAGCCCCACGACACGAUUCGCUCCGCCUGCAGCACCUGCACCUGCCACAACGGCCAACUGAACUGCUCCUUCACCCGGUGCCCGCUGGACGGCGGCUUCGCGCCCUGGAGCCCCUGGACCCCCUGCUCCGUGAGCUGCGGGGGGCUGGGGCACAUGACCAGGGCACGGGGCUGCACCAGCCCCCCUCCUGCCAAUGGAGGGAAGGACUGCGUGGGCCCUCGGACUGACAUCAAGUACUGCCAGACACUGGAGUGCCCAGUGACGCCUGGUGCCACAAAGGAGCCUGUCCCCAGCGUGCCAGGCUCCGAGGAGGGCUUCAGCCUCUGGUCCCCGUGGAGCCCCUGCUCCAAAACCUGCACCGAUCCCGAGUUCCCAGCCACCAAAACCCGGACCCGGGGCUGUGCGGGAGGAGCCAACUGCACCGGGGAGUCGUUCCAGGAGCGGGCGUGUAACCUGCCCCAGUGCACAGGGUGCCAGGGCAUCCUGACUGCAAACACCGAGCGGCGCUUCUGCAACCUGCAGGCCUGCAAAGUGGCUGGAGCCUGGUCCAAGUGGAGCCCGUGGUCGUGGUGCGACCGCACCUGCGGGGGAGGCCGCUCUGUGCGCACUCGCACCUGCACCAGCCCCCCGCCCAAGAACGGAGGGGCCCGCUGCCCAGGGGAGAAGUACCAGGGGCGCGUCUGCAACCCCCGGCCCUGCGAGGAGGGAUGCCCGCCUGCCAUGGCCAUGGUGGACUGCGCCAACCGAUGCCCGCGCCAUUGCUGGGACCUGCAGGAGGGCAUCACGUGCCAGGACGGGGAGGCCUGCGAGCCCGGCUGCCGCUGCCCGGAAGGGACCCUGGAGCAGGACGGCGCCUGCGUCUCCCCGCAGCACUGCGAGUGCACCGACGCCCAGGGGCACAGCUGGGUGCCAGGCAGCCUGCGCCACGACGGCUGCAACAACUGCACGUGCUCCGAGGGGCGGCUGCUUUGCACCCGCCGCACCUGCCCCCCCAGCCAGUGUGACUGGAGCCACUGGUCCCGCUGGUCCCCGUGCAGCGUCACCUGUGGGGACGGGCUGCAAACCCGCUUCAGGGGACCCCGCCCCCUAGUGCUAACCCGGCCCGUCUCCCCAGUGCAUGGCUCCUGGACGCCUUGGUCUCCCUGGUCCGACUGCCCCGUCACCUGUGGCAACGGCACCCACGUCCGCACCAGGGCCUGCAUCAACCCGCCACCGCGCAACAAUGGCUCGGCCUGCGCCGGCCCCGAGGCUGAGGCCCAGGGCUGCGCUGCCCGGCCCUGCCCAGCGGCCGAGCGAUGUGACUGGUCGGCCUGGAGCCCCUGCUCACGCUCCUGUGGCAUCGGCCUGGCCACGCGGACGGGGACAUGCGCCUGCCCCAGCCCCGAGGGGCCCAGCGCCCCCUGCAAUGACAGCGCCCGCCAGGAGGUGGAGCCCUGCUACCUGCGGCCGUGUGAAGGUGAGACACAGAGGAAAGUGUUUGGACGUUAA